AUGAAUGGUUGGUGGUGGCAUCCAAAGAAAAGAGUUACAACUCAUCCAUCAGAAGAGGAUUACCGAUGUUGCUGCGGAUGUUGCACAUCGAAGUGUGGCUUCAUCUUCUUCACUGUUGUUGCAAUUCUUUGGUAUGCCACUUUUGGAAUCAUCUACAGUUUGGUCAUGCUGGUGUCGGGUCCUAUUGGAUGGAUCAAAAUGGCGUGCUCAAUUUGUUUGGUUGUGUGUGGUAUUUUGGCGAUUGUCAAACAACAACCCAUCUACAUGCAAAUCUACUGGGUUGUCUCGUGGGUAGCAAAUGGAAUCGUGCUUGUCAUCAAUCUCAUCUAUCUUGCCAUUCUUGCGUAUCAAGCAAAUGAUGCCGCCAACAAGCAUAUGAGUGAUGAGUUCCAAACAAAGGCUUGGAGCAUGUUCUUCGCACAAAUCUUCGGAAUCGUCAUCCAAAUAGCAGUGGCCGCGUGGAUGUUGUGCAUCACUUGGUCAUAUUACUCAUAUUUGAGAGAUCGAAAACUCUACGAAGAGCAACAAGGCCAACAAGUCAAUCCAAAUGUCGUCGUCUACAAAACCCCCGCAUCCAACAACUACCCAACUCAUAAACAG
Molecule: messenger RNA, 600 nt
Organism: Mesorhabditis belari
Lineage: Eukaryota; Metazoa; Nematoda; Chromadorea; Rhabditida; Rhabditidae
Source: the annotation of a GenBank genome assembly